AUUAAUUACAUUUUAUAUGUUAUUUCAGUGUUUUUUUUUUCUAUUUGGACAAUUAAAGAAUUGGUUCUUAAAAAAUGGGGUUUUCUUUACAAAUAUCGAGAACAUUUUCCACCACAUCGUUUUUAAUGAUAAGACGUUUGCCAAAACGCUCUAAUCCAGGAUUAGGUUAUCAACUAACAGCAAUAGAAGAUGCGGCUAAAAUUAUACAAAGUGAUCCCGAAGGUUUCGAAGGUCUGGAAAGUGAUUUAUUUAAUGCUCACAAAUCCCACAAACAGCAUGAAUUAGAUUUACAAAGGCAAAAAGACAAAAUAAGGCAACAUAUUAUAGAAAGGAAAUAUUUUAAGAAAGAACAGCUACCGAACCUGUUGACAUACGCUGAAAAGGAGCAAAUCAAGUUUUUGCACUCAAGUGACAAGGAAGAAUGGACAGUAGAAAAAUUGGCUGAAAGUUUUCCAGCCAGUGCUGAAACGAUUUGUAAAAUUUUAAAAGCAAAUUGGAGUCCAAUGUCACCGAAAAGAAUACAUUCUCAUGAUACAAGCGUCUUGAGAAAUUGGGAAAGAUUUAAGAAAGGAGAAUAUAACGAAAAAAUUAGUUCAGAUUUGUACGAACAUCUUAAGAAGUUUGUUGAUAGGGAAACAAACAAUUUUCACAUUUUACAUGAUCCCACACAAAGUUUUCAGAAAAGACAGUGGCAAAAACCAAAGAGCAAUGAAUUUUUUUCAAUUAUAUCAUCUUUGCGCCCAAAAACUAAUGAACAAGUAAAUACUACAGCAUUAACAGAUGGUAAAACAAAAGAAAAAAGAGCUGCUAUCGAUGGCGGUGAUAGCGACACAUACCUUUUAGGCGAAAUCCAGAAUAAAAAACCUAUGACAAUUCAUCAGUUAAAAUCAUCAAACAUGUCGAAUAAAAGUUUACAGGACAAUAGUAAAUCACUGGAUCAAUUGGCUGCUCAAAAACUUAAAAAUACUAGUGGUACCGGUAUUAUUAAAGACAAGGAUACAACUUCGAGUACUAUAGCUGAGUUCGAUUACACUGAAAAAUUUGUCUCGAAUGAAAUCGUUAUCAACGAAGUUGAUAGAAAGCGUUAUGGCAUGAGUACAACAAAAGAGCGUAUUCAUAUACCUCGAAAGCUAUGGCGAAAAGGAGCCACAUACCGUGCGAAUGAUUGUUAUUAUGAUGAUGAUGGGGAGUUUCUUUAUAGAGUUCCCGGAAUGACUUCAAAGUAAAUGUUUAUACAAAUUAAGCUUGUUUUCUUUAUGAAAGAUCUUAUUAAAAGUUAUGUUAUUAUGUUGCGAUAUCUUUAUGUUAUCCUAUACAUAUUUUGGUAAACUAUAUUUAUAAAAUA
Messenger RNA from Lucilia sericata (common green bottle fly), 1345 nucleotides. RefSeq lists its product as uncharacterized. The record is from RefSeq and is a predicted model, not a curated record. NCBI's taxonomy places the organism in Eukaryota, Metazoa, Arthropoda, Insecta, Diptera, Calliphoridae. Gene Ontology annotation, cellular component: nucleus. Bases 75 to 1226 code for a protein of 383 amino acids. The transcript has 2 exons.